This is a messenger RNA of Bufo bufo (common toad), 3755 nucleotides long. RefSeq names its product fibroblast growth factor receptor 2 (gene FGFR2). NCBI's taxonomy places the organism in Eukaryota, Metazoa, Chordata, Amphibia, Anura, Bufonidae. Gene Ontology annotation, biological process: fibroblast growth factor receptor signaling pathway; positive regulation of kinase activity; positive regulation of cell population proliferation. The record is from RefSeq and is a predicted model, not a curated record. Gene Ontology annotation, molecular function: fibroblast growth factor receptor activity; ATP binding; fibroblast growth factor binding. The coding region runs from base 627 to 3143 and encodes 838 amino acids. The transcript has 18 exons. Gene Ontology annotation, cellular component: signaling receptor complex; membrane.
GAGGGGGAGGGAAAAGGCUCCUCCACUUUCCAUUGCUCCUCACACUCAGGCUGCACUGCCUGCACCUCACCUCUCUGCUCACUUUUGGAAGUUCACAUAUUUCUUACCUAUGUGGCUUGUUUGCUGUUUUUGGUGGAGUUGAUACAAUUACACUGGUAUUUGGGGGAUGCUUGAGCCGAUUGCUGUGGAUUGUUGCACCUUGGGAUUGCUAUUUUCAAAGGUUCAAAAAAGACUCUUGCAUCUUCCAAGAAAAGAACACAGGACUUGAGCUGACCUCACUCAUUCACCCUGGAUGGGGGAUCUGGCUGUUUCCCCUCUUUUGAACCUCACUCACUACUUGCUGUUGGGUCCUGCUGCUUGAGGAUUACACACCCUGGACUGUGCUUCCUUUGGGAUCCCUAUGCCCAGCUUUUGGAGAGAGGGAAUUACUUCUCCUGAUUGCUAGAACUGAACUUGCGAAUCUAUCCCCAGAGAGUUAUUGAGACCUCUGUGUUUCGUCUUGCCAGGCACACGCCUGCUGCAAGACAGGGGGAUCUUUUUACACCACAGUCUUUGCAGGAUCUCCCAAACAGGAACGAAGACCACAUAGUGGUGAUUACGUCUCAUGCUUGCUCACAGACAGUCGGAUGGGGUUGUUCUUGGUGUGGCGCUCAGGGAAAGCAGGCGGUGGAUACACUGACAGAAUGCUGCUACUUCUUUGCCUGUUUCUGGUUGGCUUGUCAAUUGCCCGUCCAUCUUACAGCCGAGUAGAGGAUACCACCAUUGAACCAGAAGAACCUCCAACCAAAUACCAAAUCUCCCAGCCGGAUGUUUUUACCGUUAGCCCCGGCAAGCCACUUGAUCUGCGCUGUCCUUACAACAACGUGUCCCUGGUGGUUUGGACUAAGGAUGGGGUGAAAUUAGAAUCCGGCAAUAGGACGGUGAUUGUUAUCAACUACUUGCUGAUAAACGAGACGUCCCUCAGGGAUUCAGGGCUGUACGCCUGUGCAGUGCAUAAAGGCGGCCAAAGCAAUGCACAUUUCUUCCUUGUGAAUGUCACAGAGGCUAGCUCUUCAGGAGACGAUGAAGAUGACAACGACAAUGAUGUUGCUGAAAAUGUCAUCAAUGACAACAAUAAUAUCAAGGCUCCUUACUGGACCAAUCCUGAGAAAAUGGAGAAAAAACUUCAUGCUGUUCCAGCUGCCAAUACAGUGAAGUUACGCUGCCCGGCUGCAGGGAACCCUCUUCCUACCAUGAGGUGGCUGAAGAACAAUAAGGAGUUCAAACAAGAGCAUCGGAUCGGCGGGUACAAGGUCCGUAAUCAGCACUGGAGUUUGAUUAUGGAAAGCGUUGUUCCAUCAGACAAGGGUAUAUACACUUGCAUUGUAGAGAAUGAAUACGGGUCAAUCAACCAUACGUACAGCCUUGAUGUCAUAGAGCGCUCCUCUCAUCGGCCUAUAUUGCAGGCAGGCCUCCCAGCCAACACAACUGCCUUUGUUGGAGGAGAUGCAGAAUUUGUGUGCAAGGUAUACAGCGAUGCCCAGCCUCAUAUUCGCUGGGUGAGAUAUGUAGAAAAGAAUGGAAGCCGAUACGGAGUUGAUGGGAUUCCAUACAUGAAGGUUUUGAAGCACUCAGGAAUAAACAGUUCCAGUGCUGAGGUGCUGAAUUUGUACAAUGUGACAGAAGCAGAUGCUGGCGAAUAUAUUUGUACAGUCUCCAAUUAUAUUGGAGAGGCCAACAAGUCAGCCUGGCUCACAGUGGUGAAGAAAGAAUCAGGAACAGAACCUACUGAAGAGGCCAGUUCUUUGCCAUACUACAUGGAAAUUGGAAUAUACAUUGGUGGAACCUUUUUUAUCCUCGGCUUUAUUGCAAUUUGCAUUAUAUUUCACUAUCUCAAUGGAGCGAAGAAGAAGAAGGCUUUGAUUGGGCCACCUGUAGUCCACAAGCUGAGCAAGCGAAUUCCUCUACAUCGGCAGGUAACAGUGUCAGCGGAUUCAAGCUCCUCUAUGAAUUCUACAACUCCAUUGGUGAGGAUCACUACGCGGCUCCUAUCCAGUGCCGAUACUGUGCUUCUACCAAAUGUGUCGGAGUACGAGCUUCCCCAUGAUCCAAAGUGGGAAUUCCCAAGAGACAAAAUGACUCUGGGUAAACCCCUUGGUGAGGGCUGUUUUGGCCAAGUAGUCAUGGCUGAGGCUCUUGGGAUUGACAAAGACCGGCCCAAGGAAUCUGUGACAGUUGCUGUGAAGAUGCUGAAAGAUGAUGCUACUGAGAAAGACCUAGCAGACCUGGUCUCUGAGAUGGAGAUGAUGAAAAUGAUUGGAAAGCAUAAGAACAUCAUAAACCUGCUGGGUGCAUGCACUCAAGGAGGCACUUUGUAUGUAAUUGUUGAAUAUGCUGCUAAAGGGAAUCUACGAGAGUUCCUGAGAGCCCGUCGACCUGUUGAGAUGGAGUACUCGUAUGACAUUAAUAGGGUACCUGGAGAGCAGAUGACUUUCAAAGACUUGGUGUCAUGCACUUAUCAGCUGGCCAGGGGCAUGGAAUACUUGGCAUCACAGAAGUGUAUACACCGGGACCUUGCUGCUAGGAAUGUGCUGGUUACUGAGAGCAAUGUCAUGAAAAUUGCUGAUUUUGGUCUGGCAAGAGAUGUCAACAAUAUAGAUUAUUAUAAGAAAACAACAAAUGGUCGGCUUCCAGUAAAAUGGAUGGCACCUGAAGCACUUUUUGAUCGGGUUUACACUCAUCAGAGUGAUGUCUGGUCAUUUGGUGUGUUAAUGUGGGAGAUUUUUACCUUGGGAGGUUCUCCAUAUCCUGGAAUUCCUGUUGAGGAACUCUUCAAGCUACUGAAAGAGGGUCAUCGCAUGGACAAGCCAGCCAACUGCACCAAUGAACUGUAUAUGAUGAUGAGAGACUGUUGGCACGCCAUUCCUUCACAUAGGCCUACUUUCAAACAGCUGGUGGAGGACUUGGACCGAAUACUCACGCUGACUAGCAAUGAGGAGUACCUCGACCUCAGCAUCCCUUUGGAGCAAUAUUCCCCCAGUUUCCCUGACUCAUCGUGUUCUGCUUCCUCAUCUGGUGAUGAUUCCGUGUUUUCCCCUGACCCUAUGCCACAUGAACCCUGCCUCCCAAAAUUCCAAAAUGUAAAUGGCAGCCUAAAAACAUGAGGCACCUUGCGUUCUGCAGUCCUUCUCUAAAGAGCACUACCGAUAGCACUGACUUACUCUGCAGAACGCCAGAGAAUGUGGAUCUUUCUGUGAAAGUGGACACAAAUGUUGGGAAGAGAACACAGAGCAGAACCUACUGUUUUUUUCUCUUGCAAUUCUGUGGACAUGCAACAGCUGGCAAGAAGCAUGAACCCCGGGUGGAUAAUGAAUGCAAAGAGAAAGCAGGGAGAAUGUGCCUGGUCCAUGACAGGAAGCUAUAUCAGGCACGGCAAAGCCAACUAAGUUUCUAAGGACUCAAGGCUGAUACAAUUAUUUUUUUGCCUUGUUAAUUUUGUAAUAUUCUGAGAAAAUAUAUUCCAGCACCCUAGCCCCUUUCAUCCUUCACCAGAGCACAUAUGCAGCAUUAUCGCUGUUGGAAAUAAAUGUAAAUAUAUUCAAAAUAUGUAUAAAUAUAUAAAUAUAUAUUAUAUUUACAAUGAAUUAUUUUUUGUAUUGAUUAAAAAAAACUAAUAAAAAGAACAAAAGAAACCCUUCUGUGCUGGGCAGGAGUGCCAGUUUUAUGCCAUGCUCCUUUCUAGCAGAGAAUGGAUGGACAAAAUAGAUAUUUGGGAU